GGACGGGGCGGGGCCUCCCUGCGGGCCUGCGCACUGCGGCUAGCGCGCCUGCGCAGUGCGCCCAAAUCGGCAGGGCCCGGGUCACCCUGAGCAGGGAAGGUGCCGCCAUGCUGACCAGGUUCCUGGGCCCGCGCUACCGCCAGCUGGCCAGAAACUGGGUCCCCACAGCAAGCAUAUGGGGCGCCGUAGGUGCCGUGGGGCUGGUAUGGGCCACUGACUGGCGGCUGAUUCUGGACUGGGUGCCCUACAUCAACGGCAAGUUCAAGAAGGAUGACUAAACUCACGACCUCAGGCCCCUCUGGUGUCUGCUGUACUGCCUCCUGCCAUCUGCAUCUGGAACUGCCCAGGCUCUCUGGAUGGACUCUAGGUAGUCCCUGGCACGAGUUCAUUUCCUCUUUUGGUGGAAAUAGCUUUCGUGUGUGGACACACACGGCAUUAAACCUCACUCUGAAACCUG
Messenger RNA from Cervus elaphus (red deer), 457 nucleotides. RefSeq names its product cytochrome b-c1 complex subunit 10. NCBI's taxonomy places the organism in Eukaryota, Metazoa, Chordata, Mammalia, Artiodactyla, Cervidae. The coding region runs from base 108 to 278 and encodes 56 amino acids. The transcript has 3 exons. The record is from RefSeq and is a predicted model, not a curated record. Gene Ontology annotation, cellular component: mitochondrial inner membrane. Gene Ontology annotation, biological process: mitochondrial electron transport, ubiquinol to cytochrome c.